Messenger RNA from Crotalus tigris (Tiger rattlesnake), 1508 nucleotides. Its product is annotated as transcription factor SOX-5-like. The transcript has 6 exons. Lineage: Eukaryota; Metazoa; Chordata; Lepidosauria; Squamata; Viperidae. The record is from RefSeq and is a predicted model, not a curated record. Bases 695 to 1210 code for a protein of 171 amino acids. Gene Ontology annotation, biological process: regulation of transcription by RNA polymerase II; cell fate commitment; positive regulation of chondrocyte differentiation. Gene Ontology annotation, cellular component: nucleus. Gene Ontology annotation, molecular function: RNA polymerase II cis-regulatory region sequence-specific DNA binding; DNA-binding transcription factor activity, RNA polymerase II-specific.
ACCAUUUUUUGCAUGCUUUCCCUCAAGAACCACCACCCAGCCUAGGAUUAGCAUGAGGUCGACAAGGCUGGCACUUCGGUGUCUGGGUUAGAAAAUGUUUUGAAGCAGCCGAUACACUCCCGGUGCAGAAACGAGAAUCCCUGGGAGCUUUCGUAUUCAAAAAUGUGCGAGCUCCGAGCAGGCAACGGCGAUGUAAUUUAGGGCAAUGCAUGCUUCAUAGCUUUGGAGAAUAUUGCUUCCUGUAAAUGUUACUUCGGCGGAGGGGAGUGAUUUGAGAAAAGAUGGCAUUCUUGUUGUACACUGGGAAAACUUCAGAAUAAAUAACAGGAGGCACCGGUGGGAGCCGGGAGCAGGAAGGAGGCGAAGGGCAGAAAAGUACAGGCAGAUCUGACGGCUGAAGAGCACCGGAUGGGCUGCAGGUGAUGGGAAGAAGCACCACGGGUGGGCAAAGGCAAAGAAAGUGGAAGGGAAGAGAAAGGACCACGGAAGAUUAAUGGAGAACUGGGAUGAAACAGAACUGGGGGUUACUGCCUGUGAAAGUGACCUGGAUCAGAAAUAAUCUAUCUGUCAGUCUCUCGCUGAGGCAACCACCUCUCUCAUUUUUGGUGACAGGAUGAAGCCUUGUUAGGUGGGAAUAUACUGAGAAUAAUCUUAUCCCUAACGCUGGGAUGCACGUUUGGUUCUGAUUCUCAGGAUGUCUUCCAAGCAACCAGCUUCUCCGUAUGGGGAAGCAGAUGGAGAGGUAGCCAUGGUGACAGGCAGACAGAAAGUGGAAGAGGAAGAGAGUGGCGGCCUCGCAGCCUUUCACCUUCCUUUGCAUGUGAGUUUUCCCAACAAGCCCUAUUUUGAGGAGUUUCAGCCAGUUUCUCUGCCGACGCGAGAGCCUUGCGGCCUUAGGACUCCUACCUCCCAGCCAUACACGAUGGAAGUUGAUGGCAAUAAAGUGAUGUCUUCAUUUGCCCCACACAACUCAUCUACCUCCCCCUCGAAGGCCGACGAAGGUGGGCGCCAGAGUGGAGAAUCUUUUUCCAGCACGGUGCUGGGAACUCCUGAACGGCGUAAAGGAAGCCUAGCAGAUGUGGUAGACACUCUCAAACAGAGGAAGAUGGAAGAGAUGAUCAAAAAUGAACCUGAAGAAACUUCAUAUCCGUUUCCUCUAAGAACUAUAAAAUGCUUCCCCUUAAGGAGAGCCAACAUGUUGAAAUGGUAGAAUGGAGCUGGAUAUUAUUUUGAUGUGUGGAACUGCAUUUAACAUUGGGUGAUAGGAGCCAGGCUGGAGAUGCAGAGUGGAUGAAUCUAGUCUCCUAUAGGAUUGGGUGAUGAUUUUUCCCCAGUUUGGGGAAGUGGAAAUAGUUUUGUUGUUGUAUGUAUAUUUUUUUAACUCAAUUAAGAAUAUUUUCAGAAUCCUGGACUGUGCUGAGAUGGACAAAUUAACAAAAGAGAUAAAAGAAAAAGAAGACACAGAGUAUUAUAUAGUAUGGAAUAAGUUGUAUGUCUGGUUGGAGACU